Acanthoscelides obtectus is the source of this 5805-nucleotide messenger RNA. Lineage: Eukaryota; Metazoa; Arthropoda; Insecta; Coleoptera; Chrysomelidae. The record is from the annotation of a GenBank genome assembly.
ACUGAAUCAGUGUUGCCAAUAGAGGAAGAGGCAGAAAUGAUCGAAUUAUUUGUUCAAUGAACGAAUGAACGAACAUAGAACAAAAUUGACGUAAGAUGUAAAAAAAAAAAUCGUUUCUAAAUUUGAGCUUUUAAUUUUAAGCAUUACCACACUAUUAAGAUGCAAAAUAUAGAACGAGCAACACAAGAAACUGAUUGUCCUUGUUGUAAAAACAUAUUAGAGAUCAAACAGAUCAAUUUUCAAGAAGCAAUUUUGAUGUGCACCAAUUUAAAAUGUCCAUAUCCCUUAGAAGGAGAUAUAAAAAUAUAUAAACGGAAAUUAAGAGAUAUCAAUUCCAAUACUCCAUCACAAUAUCAGAACAAAGGAACAAGAAAUCAUACUAAGCCAAAAAUAAAAUUGACGAUUUAUCAUUAGACAUAGAAACAUUAUUAGGCUUAUCAAAUGGAAUAAAAGAAACAUGGUCUGAUGCUCAUCUGCAUCACAAAUUAGAUUCAAAAAAGAUACAACCAAUAAACAGUGAUAUAAGCCAAAGAAUAUCCCAAACUGUAGCAGGAAAUAGUGAGCAUGACUUGGAAAACGAUAAGGAUAAUGAUAGCAAUAAUGUUGAUGUGAUUAAAAAUACAACUGAUGCCAACUGUAAUGAAUCAAAUAGUGACUGUGAGGUAUUACAAAUAGAGGUAGAGAUAGAUCCAGUCAGUAAAGAGGUGAUUGUAAAAACAAUCCAUGAUGAGUCAGAUACCACAGAUGAAGAAGUAUCAACAAAUAAAAGUAAUAUAGAGGAGACAGGGAAAAACAAUUCAGCUCUAGAUUAUGAUGUUGAGAAUCUGCUUGAGGCAAAAAUAGAUGAGUUGCUAAAAGAUGUUGAUGUUGGCAGUGUAGCAUCAAUAGAAACAUUUAGUGAAAAUACUGAUUGGCUAAAUGAUCUAUUGGAAUGAUAAGUAUAUAAUUUAAACGUGAUAAAAUAUGUAAAUAAACUUUGUCUAAAGAUGUUUCGUGUUUGUGAAUUUUGAAUUUCCCAAAUCAAUACAGGUUUUUGAUUAUGUUUCUAUACUAUAGUUCAGUGGUCGCCAGCUGUAGAUCGCGAGCUACUGGUAGCUCCCAAAGGCAAUUCUGGUGGGUCACAACGUAUUUUAAAAAGGUACAAAAACCAUCGAAAGCUACUGUAAUUUUUGUAAAUUCAUAAUAAACGCAAGCAGCGGCGACGCUACGGUGAGCGAUCUGUUCGAGAACGAUCGCGAUUACUUUGAGCGGAAUAAAUACGCAAGGUGCGGCGAUAGUGCGCUCAGUUUAGAACUGAACAGUACAAAGUCCAGUGGUUGGGUUAGUGUUGGCCUGCAAUUAAAAACAUUAUGAGCAGUAAUAAGAUGAAAACAUACCAUUUCCAUUUGGAAUGGGAAGAACAAUAUUUCUUUACAGAAGUUAAAGGUAAAAAUGUAUGUUUGUUAUGUAAUCCAUGUUUUUGAGGCUAAAAAAUGGAAUAUUGAGAGGGUCUAUAAAACUGUACAUUCCAAUUUUGAAAAAUCAUUCCCAUUACGUUCUGCAACCAGAACGGAAAAACUGAAACAAUUAAAAAAUCAGUUAAUUGGAUAACAAUUUUUUUUUUAAACAAUUGACAAAAGUAAGGCUGCAACUAAAGCAUCAUACGUCCCGGAUAAUUACACAAAAGAAGAAGCCUUAUAAAGACAGGAAAAUAAUAAAACAGGCGUUUUUAGGAGCUGCAGAUUCAUUGUUUGCCAACUUUAGAAAUAAAGACGUGUCUCUAUAAUUAUAAUCUAUGCAACUUUCUGCUAAUACAGUGAUGAGACGAAUAGAACUAAUGAGCAAUGACAUAGUUUUUAGUUAAGAAAUUACUUCGAUAACUGUGCUUAUUUUUCACUGCAGCUGGAUGAAUUCACAGAUAUCGUUGACCUCUCAGGUGGCCGUGUUCGUCAUAAUGGUUUUUAGUGAUUUUUUUAGGACAGGUUUUCUUCUUUUAAAAAUAUUUCUUCUGAGAAAAUUCCAAUAUCGAAAAUUGUAGGCUUGACAACCGAAGACGUUCCCGCUAUGGUGGCUCGUAAGAUUAUGGCGUAAAGAUGAAAGUUUUCCGCAAUUUCUCUGUUACCACUGCAUUACCCAUCAACAAGCAUUGAGUGGACAUUUUCUUAAACUAAAAAACGUUAUGAAAUUGGUAGUAAAAAUUGUGAACAAGAUUAGAGCUCAAGCAUUACAAAGAAGAUUAUUCAAAACCGUGGCCGAUGAAAUUGACUGUCAAUACGGGGAACUACUUCUUCACUCUGAAGUCCGAUGGUUAAGUAGGGGACAAGUGCUGAACGAAACGUUUUAAUGAUAUCAUAUCUGCCAUAGUUCUAUUUUUCAAACAACGCGAUGAAUCGAUUUCGGAACUGGAAAAUUCAAUCUGGCUUAGAGAUUUUGGUUUUCUUGUAGAUAUAACAGAAAAAUUACAUGAACUUAAUUUGCAGCUUCAGGGGAGGGACACAGAACUAGCAGAAAUUAUUGCUGAUACAAAAGCGUUUAUCAAAAAGCUUUAGUUUUAGGAACAAAACUUAAUCGAUGGCGAUACCAGGCAUUUUCCUGUUCUUUCAGAAAAGAUAUCUCAAAGUCCAUUAGAACCAUAUGAGAAUAAAUAUCAUGUAGAAAUAGUCUCUAGAUUGAAGGAUAACUUCAAAAAUCGUUUAAAGGAUUUCAACGAAACUGCUUUAGUGGCGCAAUUUGUUGUUUCACCCUUCAUGGAAAUUGAUAUCCAACAGUAUGCAACGUCUGUUACGCAGAAUUUUAGCGAAGACAUCGUUGCGACCGAAAUUAGUCUCAAAUACAAAAUGUAUCUGGCCUUCAGUAAGUGAAGAUAAAUAUUCAGUUUUAUGUCGUGUUGCCUUGAAAGUUAAAAGCGUUAUUUAGUUCAACCUAUUUGCGUGAAUCUUCCUUUUCCAAAUCUGAAGUUUGUUAGAAACAAAUAGCGUAAUCGACAGAUGAACAUUUGGAUAGUUGUAUUCGAAUGACGUUAUCAAAUUAUACGCCAAACAUUAAAAAAAAAUGUCAGUGAGUCUGAGUGUCAGGCUUCUCAUUGAACAUGCACGAAUGUUUUAUCUGAACAUGUUUUUGUUUAAAAUAGUGCAUUGUUUUUUUUAAGUUACCUUUACUAAAUCGUAUGACAUGCCAUUGUAGCUGACGAAAAUUUUUGUUCAUGUUUCAAACAUCUACGAUUGGUAGGAAUGGAUGUAGUAUGUAUUAGUUAUUAGUUUAACUUUAUUAGUAUGUAUUAGUAUUAGUUAAAUAAACACAUGUAUGUCGCAACUUUGUAUAAUUUCAUUUAUGUUGGCUUACAUUGCUUACGACUAGGUAGCUAACUGGUUAUUCCAAAAUUAUCAAAGUAGCUCAACACACCGAAAAGGUUGACGACCACUGCUAUAGCUUGAGUAGAUGUUGUAGUCUCAUCCUACUUUGACUAAAUUAAGAAAGAAAAUGAUCUGCCAUGAGGUACCUUGAAGAAUAAAGUUACGAGCAAUCUUCUGUCUAUUUUUUCCAAGCAAGAAGCAUACUUUGAGCUACAAUUUUUAUAAUUAAAGAUAUCGACACAGGCUAUACUAAAAACUCGCUCUGUAUACCGUGAAAAUUAUAUGUACUUCCGUUUUUUUGCGCGCGAUUAUCUUGCAUUGUUUGAGAGAACCAUAAGUUUUUUGACACAUUUUGUCAUUUUUGUAGAAGUCACGUUGACUGUUCUGUAUGCCCAUUCAAUAAAAACAACAAUAUUCAUCCUUUGGCUAAAUUCUGGCGAUGCAUACCACAAAAAGACCACUUACCUCCAUCCCCAAAGGGUCACAUAAUAAAAAAAGCACCAGUUCCAAAGGAAUUGAAACUGAGAAAGCCGACUUGUUCACUUCAACCUUUCAGGAACCAAAACUUAUAUUUACCCAUGAAGAUGCUAACUUUGAUGUUGUAUCUAGGAAAAACUACUUUGCGGCUUUGAACUAUAUUAAUAAUUUUCACAAUCAUGUGAACAGCAAACUUAGAGAGCAAAGUGGAGAACAUGGUGAUACAAAGUCUAGUGAUGAGCACUGCUUCAAAUUUCCUAUAAUUCCGAACUAUUCUCUUCUUUUUCCUAAAUUCCUGAACAAGCCUCAUCAGACUUGUAAAGAUACUGUUGCAGAACAACCUAUAAAAAAAGUAAUCAAGAAACAGGAAGCCAACAAGAUUGACGAAAAACUUGAAGAUUUAGUUGAGGAUAUUAAAGAUCAAGAGGAUCCAAAAAACAAGAAUAAAAUUCAUGAAAAACAGAAUAAAGUCGAUGAAAAACCUUCUAGAGAUAUCUUGCUUACCAAACAUGUGGAAUUAAAUGGAUGCCUAAAACAUUCAUCAAUAAGUGAGAAACCAGAUAUACCCAAAAAUGUGAAACUACCCGCAAUUCCCGAGACCUUCAAUUUUUCGAAACUAAACGAGUGUGUAUUACAAGAACUCUUUACAUAUGACAAAAAUGAGAAAGAGACAAUCACCUAUACGGAAAAACAUGUUGAACUUAAAAAAGCCUCAUUCCAUGUGGUCGAUAUUCAGCCUGAAGUAUUUUUGAAUUCAAUGUGCAAUCGCAGCGCGAGUCAAGAUUUUUUCACACAAACCAAGAAGAGAUCCAGCGAACCCGAAAGUCGAGUCAUGUUGGAAAAAUCUUUAUUUGGUUCAGUCAACAUUCAGCCACAGCACAUCAGUAAGCUGAACGAAAAGCAUAACAUUAGGAGUACAAAAGAUACCUCGAAAGUUGGGCCUAGGACACAAAAGAAAGUAAAAGAGAUGUUCGAGAAUAUUUCUAAAGACCAAAGUGUAACUGUCGACAGCGAUAGUGACAGUGAGAUAAUGGAUGAUGAACAGUUUGAAAUGUUAAGCCAAUGCAGAUAUCCAGAAUCUAGAUCUGAGGCAGUGCUGACGAAACACAAGAAAAACUGCAGAGCUACUGCCUCAGAAAAGUCCCACCCACUGAAGCUGAACAGCAAGGACCUUCCAAAACUCAACGAGAAGAUCCUGAACGCGAUUGGUAUUUUUACAGAAGGUGGUGACAUAAGGCCUGGUAUCAUUGACGUGAUAGAACAACAUCGUUUAGCUAAGUCCAAUGACCGUAGGAAUAAACAGUUCAGAGUCAAAAGGCAGUGGGAUAUUCAAAUUCAUCUACAACCUAGGCAAGCCGAUUGCAGCAGUCUUUCAUCCAUAUCCAGUAGUAGUUCUAUCAAAACAGAAACGUACUGCAGAGAGGUUGAGGAGAGGAAGCAGGAUUCUAGCAGGUCUUAUUAGUUUUGUAGCAUAGUCCCAAUAAACAAAAAAUAUAACCAAGAAACUAGUGAAGGCCUUUCGAUAUCUGUGCAAUAGCGCAUGUCGCCGUAAUUUUAUCUUUUAAAAAAUCUUGUGGUUGAAGGAAUGAAGAAAUUCAAGAGAUACCUGAGGCAUUAUUUCAACUGAAUUUUGACCUGCAUUCCGAUGUCGCCAUGAAUCUAAACGUUGCCUUUUUACCUUAAUAUUUCUUACCUGGUAAAUAAACUACACGACGCUUUUCCAAUAUCUCAUCCUUUGUGAUGAACGUCUCAAUAAAGAAUAAAUAGUUGUUCUGAUGGUACUAGGGUAGUGAAUUCUAUCCUCAGACUACUAUGAGUUGCCCUUGUGUUAAUAAGACAAUAAGCUGCUGUUGCAAAGAAACAAUAUAUUACUACAGUCUCAGACAAUAGUUAUUAUUCACUGAAUAAGAAAAACUAUACAAUUCUAGCAGUAUCACUUAUUUAAAAAAAAGAUCUAGGUACAUAUAAAGAAUUAUUUCAUAUCAGUUACUCAAUA